CUUAGUAGUUAAUUGUAUUGCUUAAAAAUAUUGUUGUUUUAGUAAAUACCAGAUUAAAUUUCCAUCGUAAUUGGUCUGUAUCUGGAAAUGGCUUCAUCAGAAACGGAUUUAAAUUUUCAUGAUUCCGGUAGCAAAGAAUUGUGGAAUGUAGAAGGUGAAAUUGGUGGUUCGUCAACAGGUGCAGCAACAUUGAAUCUUGAAGAUGAUGGAAAGACUCACACUUUUACUGAGUUUCCUGCAUCUGCUGCAGAUGAAGAAGCAGAUGAAGUAUCUGACACCUCCAAUCUCAUUAAUGAGAACAAAAACCCAAUCUGGACAUUUGCAUAUUAUCAAGAAUUGUUUAACGUCAAUACAGAUACCGUGCUACAGCGUAUCAAAGGCUCAAUGAUUCCAAGCCGGAAACAAACGUUUACAAGAAGAUAUAUUGGUGGUAGACCAGAUAUGUAUGGCCCGUUUUGGAUCUGUGCUACUCUUGUUCUCUCUAUUGGCGUAUGUGGUAAUCUUACAACACUCCUCACCCAUAUAACUGAUGAAACAUAUCAUUACACUCCACAAUUUGAGCGUCUGUCUAUUGCAGCUAUAAUGGUGUACAGCUACACAUUCUUAAUUCCACUAUUGAUCAAAGGGGUUUUAUGGUGGAGAAAAAGCUCUUCUAAUUAUUCUGUUGUUGAUAUCAUCUGUACAUAUGGUUAUUCUUUAUUUGUGUUCAUACCGGUUUCAAUUUUACUGCUGGUCCCAUCCGACCCUUUUGACUGGAUAGCUUUAAGCAUAGCAAUUCUUCUAUCUGGAUCCUGCAUUGCUGUAAGCAUGUGGCCAGCACUGCAAGAUGAUAGUAAAAAGGUAGCUGUCGUUUUUACAGCAGUUCUUUUAAUCCUUCAUACAGCUUUGGGUGUCACUUUUCGACUUUACUUUUUCUCUCCAAUUUCCGCACAAGUGAUUAAUAAUAGUAGUAGUAUUGCAAGCACAUCAACACACGCACUCACAGAGAAGAGUAUAAUUACAAUAGGAACAACAACAAAUACUGGAGAGUGACAACAUAAGUUCUUUUAUAUUUAAAACAUUUGUAUUUAUGUGAGUAAUCUAUUUGUUAUAUUGCUGGAAUCUGGGUGUUUCAUCAAGCUGCAUUAAAGAUGAUUUUUUGCCGGCAGUGCAACAAUAAAUAAAAGUAACCAAGAUCA
Molecule: messenger RNA, 1178 nt
Organism: Ciona intestinalis (vase tunicate)
Lineage: Eukaryota; Metazoa; Chordata; Ascidiacea; Phlebobranchia; Cionidae
Source: RefSeq, a predicted model, not a curated record